Enhydra lutris kenyoni (northern sea otter) is the source of this 2366-nucleotide messenger RNA. It is a transcript of the gene RGS16, whose product is annotated as regulator of G protein signaling 16. Bases 113 to 721 code for a protein of 202 amino acids. The record is from RefSeq and is a predicted model, not a curated record. NCBI's taxonomy places the organism in Eukaryota, Metazoa, Chordata, Mammalia, Carnivora, Mustelidae. The transcript is spliced from 5 exons.
UAAAGCUAAGAAGCUUUGGAUAGUGCCAGCCGCCGGCCCUGGUCCUCGUUCGCCGUGACCGCUGGAGUCCGUCACCAUCCUCCCCGCGACGUGCUGCCCCGAACCCGCAGCCAUGUGCCGGACCUUGGCCGCCUUCCCCACCACCUGCCUGGAGAGAGCCAAAGAGUUCAAGACACGGCUGGGGAUCUUUCUUCACAAAUCAGAGCUGGGCUCUGAUACUGGGAGCAUUGGCAAGUUUGAGUGGAGCAGCAAACACAGCAAAGAGGGCAGAAACUUCUCAGAAGAUGUGCUGGGGUGGAAAGAGUCAUUUGACUUGCUACUGAGCAGUAAAAAUGGAGUGGCCGCUUUCCACGCCUUCCUGAAGACGGAGUUCAGCGAGGAGAACCUGGAGUUCUGGCUGGCCUGCGAGGAGUUUAAGAAGCUCCGGUCGGCCACCAAGCUGGCCUCUCGGGCUCACAAGAUCUUUGAGGAGUUCAUCCGCAGCGAAGCCCCUAAGGAGGUGAACAUAGACCACGAGACCAGGGAGCUGACCAGGAUGAACCUGCAGGCUGCCACGGCCACGUGCUUUGACGUGGCUCAGGGGAAGACUCGCACCCUGAUGGAGAAGGACUCCUAUCCACGCUUCCUGAAGUCCCCUGCUUACCGGGACCUGGUGGCCCAAGCCUCGGCCACCUCUGCCUCUCUGGCCAGCAGCAGCCACGAAGAGCCCCUGCACACCUGAGUCUCAUGGCGGGGAGGGAGCCAGCCCGGGGGGAGAGGUGGAGUCACCCAUCCCUAAGGCAGAUUCCACCAAGCAAGCGCGAGAGGACAGUGAAGAAAAAAGCCCAUUGGCAGCCUGUUUUGGAAGCGGCCUCUCCUCCAGAUACUGUGGCACUGGGCUCCGUGCACGAGAGGGCCCCCUCCACCCCCACUUCCAGGACCAGCGGAUAAGGACCGAAGAUGAGGGUCGCGUGGGGCUCUCUGGGGAAAGGAAAGGCAGCGUAGGAGUUAUCCUUGCUCUUGUCGUUCUCCACGGGCAAGAAUUAUUCCAGGGUGGACUGGGAAACACGGAUAAAGGAAACUUGAAAAGGAGAGCAGGACAGCCAGACCAGCUCUUCCUCCGGGGAGGAGGUGACUCCGGCUACAUCCUGUUUUUCUAGUUGCCGGGUGCCCAGGCCCAGGAGGGAGCUGCGGAUGCGGUGCCUUCCCACUCUGCCCUCCUCACCUGCCUCCAGGCUGCCUGGGGCUCCCUUAGCUUGCCCUUCCCCACAUUUGUGUCCAGCCUCAUGGUCUUUGCAAGGCCAGAGAACAAUUUGACACUUGCCCAAAAUGAGAUUUUUUUUUUUUUUAAUACCUCGAAAACUGGCCUUUUGAGCCCCUUUCCACAUCAGUAGAGAGCCUGGAAAAGGGGCCAGUGUGCUCCUGUGAAAUUAAUCUUGGUGCUCUUGGUGACCUUUGCAGGCGGUCCCCGGCCCUGUGCUUGAAGCAAGGUCCAUCUGUGAGUAGGGCCUGAUGUGGGGGGGCGGUGUGCCCUCGCCUGGCCCCGUGCUGCCCUAGACCAUAGGGCCCAUGAGGCGGAAGGUGUGGGGCCUCUCAGUGAGUGGCUAGUUCAGCUCUUGGGCUCUGCAGUAUGGAAUGAGGAAGAAAAGGAUCCUAAGAAAUCUCUUCGCAGUUCCCAAAAGUUCCGUUGAAAUCAAGCCAGCAUUUUUUCUGGGUGUGAGAACAGGGAAAGAGAGAUGCCCAGAAUGGAAGGGGAACCUUAUGUUUCCUUCCUGUGGAUGUGAGGUGCACUUACUGGAGUGUUGGGGGAAGUUGGACCAGGGACCACGGUGGCCCUUGGAAGACAGAAGCCAGGGGUGCAGCUGGAGAGAGAGGCUGCUUGGAAGAACCCGGCUGGGGUGGGGGCGGGGAAUCAGGACCUGCUUGUCACCUCAGGGCAACCCCAAACACGCAUUUUCCUGGUGGAGCCCGGGCCCAGGAACUGAAUGAACCAGGCGGCCCCCUUCGACCCCAGGAAAAGCAACACUGUUCUCUCUACGCUCUGAGCUCCUCCAGGAGAAAAUUAUUUAAGUAUAAUGUGUUGUUGGUUUUGUGACAAUUGUCAUAGCAUAUUAUUUUUAUUACUGUUGUGUUGUUGGUGUUGUUAUUUAUUGUAAUUUCAGUUUGCCUCUGUUGGAGAAUCUCAGCAGGAGCUGGCAGCCUGUCUCCCUCUCCACCAGACUCUACCUCUGAACGUGCUGGGAACCUCUUAGCGCCUGUCAGGGACUCCUCACUGUUUAACUAUUUAUUUAUUGUUGACAAUGGAGCUGGUUUCCUAGAUAAGAAGGAUGUACUUUACCCUUGUUUCCCUGUUUUAGCAUGUUAUAUUCUUGUAAAAUAAAAAUAAA